UGAACUCGAUUUGUGCUAACUGAAAAUUCAGUACAAUUUUCGUUUCAAAAACAUAACUAAUAUUUUACAUCGCGAUUUGGAAAUGGCCGCCGCUGAACACUACACAGCCGAGGAUGCGCAGGACGUCGAAGAAGAGGAUUUUAUCCAUAAUUUUAGACAACCUGGUGAUGAAGAUGAUAUGUCGGAUAGACAGAGUAGCAGCAGCGACGACGGCAUGGAUGAUGAAGAUAUUGCUGGGCCUAGGCUUAGGCAAAGGGUAGCCGAUACAUUUGAAUGGAAGAAUCGUGCCUACGAAUAUGCUUGGUUGGGUGAGUAUACGGAAAACGCUGGGCCUAGGCUACAUGACGUAGACUCGUCGAUCUUCGAUAUUUUUCAUCACUUUAUAGACGACGACAUGCUUCAGCUUAUGGUAAGAGAAACCAACAAAUACGCUCGAAAGCUCAUUCUAAAUGCAGGUAAUGUAGAUAACUCCAAUUUGAAAGGUUGGCGUGAUACGGAUGUAAAUGAGGUAAGGGCUUUUAUUGCUUUAAUUUUAGGCCUAGGAAUGGUUAGGCAUGGCAGAUACGAGUCGCAUUGGUCGACCCAUUGGCUUCUGGAUCAUCCUGGAUUUAGAUCUAUUAUGUCCAGAAACAGAUUUUUUCUUUUGCUUAGAUGUAUUCAUCUUGUAGAUGAUGAUGAUGCUCUUCCCAGAGAAGACCCGAAUUACGACAAGGCUUUCAAGAUUAGGUUUUUUAUGAAUCAUGUUGUAAAUAAUUUUCAGACAGCUUUUUAUCCCUCCAGGAAUGUGUCAGUAGAUGAGAGCGUGAUUGCAUUCAAAGGUAGAGUUGGUUUCAAGACUUACCAUCCAAAGAAACCACACAAACGAGGGAUGACUGCCUGGACAUUGGCCGAUUCCAAGACUGGAUACGUAUUUAAUUCAAAACUGCAUACUGGGAAUAAUCAAGCCAACGGCCACGCCACACAGGUGACAGUUAUGAAUCUUUGUCUACCAAUCACAGGUAAGAAACAUCAUGUCUAUAUGGAUAAUUAUUUUUCUUCUCCAGAUCUAUUUACCCAGCUAGCUGAUGAAGGUUUAGGUGCAUGCGGCACUUUGAGAACAAACAGGAGAGGAACACCCGAUGCCAUUAAAAAUGCAAAUCCUGCCGUUGGUGAUUCUGUGUUUGAAAGAGAUGGUAAGUUGCUCUUUGUUGCUUGGACGGACAAGAGAAAGGUAAGUGUCUUGAGUACAGUUCACAAUUCUAUGACAUUUGACAGGCAAGUGAGGGAAGGACAUGGACCAAAUCACCGUGUAAUCAACAAACCAUGCGCCAUCGAACUCUAUACUCAGUACAUGGGUGGAGUGGACCAAGCCGACAGGUUGAUAUGGACUUACCUGCACAUUCACAAGAGCGCGGAAUGGUGGAAGAAGGUAUUCAUCUACCUUUUGGAGGUAAGUUUUGUAAAUGCUCUUAUUAUUUACAGAUGUUUUCGUCCAGAUGAACGUGUCAGAUCCGACAAACUGCGCCUUGAACUCAUUGAUAGUCUACUUGCCAACUAUGCACGUCCUUCUACAAGGGCUGGGAGAAGAUCGCAAGCUCCACCCCGCCGGCUAACAGAACGUCAUUUUGUGUCAAUCAAUGAUGCAAAAACACCAGCUGGGAGACAAACCACACCAGACUGUGUAGUGUGUUCGAAGAGAGGGGUAAAGCGUCACCAAACACCAUACAUGUGUAAGGAAUGCAACCAGCCGAUGUGUCCUGCGCCGUGCUUCGAGCGAUUUCACACACUAGUUGACUACAAAGCAGAAUGCACAAAGGAAUAUCACAAAUGAACUGCGA
Messenger RNA from Anneissia japonica, 1817 nucleotides. Its product is annotated as piggyBac transposable element-derived protein 4-like. The transcript has a single exon. The record is from RefSeq and is a predicted model, not a curated record. The coding region runs from base 83 to 1810 and encodes 575 amino acids. Lineage: Eukaryota; Metazoa; Echinodermata; Crinoidea; Comatulida; Comatulidae.